AUGGUAACAGAUCCAUGGGAGUUUUGGACAAGUAUCAAUUCACCAAAAUACGUACUUGCUCCUAUGGUGAAUCAAAGCGAACUAGCAUUCAGAAUGCUUUGUCGGAAAUAUGGUGUACAGCUUGCAUACACACCUAUGCUACAUAGCAGAAUAUUUUCAACUGAUUCUUCAUACCGCCAAACGAGUUUUCAAACUUGUAAUGAGGAUUUGCCACUUGUAGCUCAAUUUUGCGGAAAUGAGGUCGAUACCAUAACGAGAGCUGUAGAUUAUUUGGAUAGUUCAGUCGCCGCAGUAGAUAUAAACUUGGGCUGUCCCCAAACAAUAUCACAAUAUAAAGCUAGAAAAGUGGUUUUAAAGUUACAGGAUAGACGGAAGGGUGAGCCUUACUACAAGAAGUUAGGGUGGUAUAAUCGCUAUCGACCCAUAUUGACAUCUGAAACCGUUUAUUGA
Molecule: messenger RNA, 450 nt
Organism: Danaus plexippus (monarch butterfly)
Lineage: Eukaryota; Metazoa; Arthropoda; Insecta; Lepidoptera; Nymphalidae
Product: tRNA-dihydrouridine(16/17) synthase [NAD(P)(+)]-like
Exons: 3
Coding region: 1-450 (149 amino acids)
Molecular function (GO): tRNA dihydrouridine synthase activity
Source: RefSeq, a predicted model, not a curated record